Bursaphelenchus okinawaensis is the source of this 1606-nucleotide messenger RNA. The record is from the annotation of a GenBank genome assembly. NCBI's taxonomy places the organism in Eukaryota, Metazoa, Nematoda, Chromadorea, Rhabditida, Aphelenchoididae.
AUGUCAGUACGCGAACAUUCGCAAUCAAGCGAAGACUUUCCGACCGACAAGAGCUCCAACCCAUCCAAUAGCAGUUCCAUAAUGUAAGUUCCUCCUUGAUCAUUAUUUUCUUGAUAUUUCACCAAAUUUUACAUUCUCCCUCAAAAUUUUUUUUCAAUCAUUGCCCUAACUUUUUGGAGUAAAAUCAUCCCAAAUUCUGAAUCUUCAAAAAAUUUUUAUAUAAAGAAAAAUAUUUUGCCUUUAUCACCUGAUAUGCCUAACCCUUUAGCAUCGUAAAAAGAAAGCCAGGUGAGUUCCUACAUGACUGUUCGCCAACAGAUAUGUCGUUGGAAGAGUUUACUCGGAGAUUUUGUACCAUGAACGUGUAUCGAGUGUUCUUCGACUACACCACGAUCCUACAAUCGGACACAAAGCAACAAUGUUUCCCGGACGAUAAAUACUACGAACUGAGUCGCUACGCCGAUGUCAGAUGCUUCGAGGAGACUAGAGUCAAAGUUCCGUGAGUUUUUGCUACCUAACCUUUAUAACUAUUAUACUAUACUAACUUAAUAUUACUCGUUUCAGCUGCAAAAUCGGCAAAGAAACCCAUGAUUACAUCCACGCAAACUUUGUGGAUGGAUAUCGUGAAGACAAGAAGUUCAUCCUAACUCAAGCCCCAUUACAAGCAACCGUGGAACAGUUUUGGCACAUGAUAUGGAACGAGAGAGUGACAUUGGUAACGUGCUUGACCAUUAUUGAUGGCGUCAAAUGUCCACGAUACCUACCAGUAAAUUCGGCGGAAAAGAUGACUCAAGGCCCCUUUACUAUCACUCACGCUGGAACCAGACACAUUCGGGAAAUGUACGAUGCCACUGUGUUGUUCGUAAGUUGAAACAAACCUUUAAUUUUAAAUAGUUGAAAUAUAACUAAUCAAAAACGUAGAAGAUCUGUUAAAAAAUUAUAAAAUCUAUUAAAAAAGCCAAAAUAUUGUCUAGUUUCGCUACCCAUAUAUGUUAACUAGCCAAAACCUAAAAAUGUACUGUGAAAAGUUAAAUUGUUUAGCUAUCCAAAGAGAAUGAACCAGCAAGAAAGAUUUUGCACAUUGCAUUUUACUGUUGGCCAGACAAGGGAACUCCAACUCGGCCGACUGAGAUCUUGAAUCUACUCGAAGAUAUGAACUACAACAGAAAAUUGCUCAAAGAAGAAGCUAUCAAAGCUAAUUGGCUAAAAGAGAAAGAACCGUAAGUUGAGGAUGCUUCAGAUAAUGGUGUGUCAUAGUGAAAACACCAAAACGCAGACGUUGUUUUAGUAAAAUUUCAAUAAAACUACGUUUUUCAGGUCCCCAAUCCUAGUUCAUUGCCUAGCCGGAGUUGGUAGAAGUGGAGCCUUGGCUGCAAUUGACAUUUGCAGUCGAAAACUGGACGAAACCUUUGAAAAAUCUUUUGGUCCCAAAGCUGAUAUCCGCGAAACCGUCACCAAGAUCCGAACCCAACGUGAGAUGGCCGUCCAGAAGCCGGAACAGUACAUGCUGGUCAACAUGGCCGUUCUCGAGUACGCGCUGAGACAAAGAUACUUUAACAAUGUCGAUUUUAUCGACAUCAACUCGUUCCUGGCCAUUGAAAAGUAA